Messenger RNA from Bipolaris victoriae FI3, 801 nucleotides. RefSeq lists its product as hypothetical. The record is from RefSeq and is a predicted model, not a curated record. The coding region runs from base 1 to 801 and encodes 266 amino acids. The transcript has a single exon. Gene Ontology annotation, molecular function: protein dimerization activity. NCBI's taxonomy places the organism in Eukaryota, Fungi, Ascomycota, Dothideomycetes, Pleosporales, Pleosporaceae.
AUGCACUCCGGCUUCUCUGCCAACGGCAUGGUCGCCGAUGCUGACUACUCGCCCAUCGACGAUUCCUUUUACUGGCAAAACUCGUUCGACCAAGCCUACCCCAUCGGCUUGUACACUACCCCACCCGACCAAUCGCUAGGAGCCUUUCCUAACUAUGCUUGGUUCGAACGGUCUCACUCGUUUAUUGAAUACUCCGCAGGCUGGGAUUGUCACUUAGCGAACUACCCCACGCAGCCGCUUGGCGAAUUCAGGGAAAGCUGCGCAUCCACUUCUGACAGGGUCUCCACAUUCAACCUGCACAUGCCUACCACGCCCAACACCAGACUUUACUCUGCUUCACCUCUUAGCGACGACAUCACAGCCCUCGUAUCCCCACCCUUGUCCCCUCCACUACCUGAGUGCGAGAUCCCGAAAGAAGCGCCUUCACCAGACGAAGAGUCGGCUCCACGACAAGUCCGGCCCAAGCGCGGCCGUCCAAGGCUCAACCGCAACCUUUCUGGCGCGAAACCAGUUCCGUCUACCAACGCCUCCUCUUCAAAGCAAUACCAGCGUGCGCCACGCCAGCCGCAUAAUCAAGUUGAGCGCAAGUACCGCGAGGGGUUGAACUCCGAUCUGGGGAGACUGAGACGCGCUGUUCCGAUGCUGUCGCAGAGCGGGGAGGGCGCUGUAAUCGGGUGGCUGAAGCCGAGCAAAGCGAUGGUGCUAUCGUGCGCUGUUGAGUAUAUUGCGAAGAUUGAGCUUGAGAGGGAUGGGCUAAGGAAGAGAAACGAGCAGCUGGGCGGGGAGAUGUGCAGAAGUUGA